Molecule: messenger RNA, 3602 nt
Organism: Oncorhynchus keta (chum salmon)
Lineage: Eukaryota; Metazoa; Chordata; Actinopteri; Salmoniformes; Salmonidae
Product: proton-associated sugar transporter A-like
Exons: 10
Coding region: 551-2899 (782 amino acids)
Biological process (GO): transmembrane transport
Cellular component (GO): membrane
Molecular function (GO): sucrose:proton symporter activity
Source: RefSeq, a predicted model, not a curated record
GCAAACAGGCUGUGACAAUACAGAGGCGGAUGCAAGAUGCAAGCAACGAUGGUUUAAUGAAUACAGUUUACAACAGCAACAGGACAGACAGACUGUACUCAGACGGAAUCCGACCCAGGGACUAGGGCGCAUCUUCCAAUGAUAGCGUGCUGAGAAAUCCAGGGGAGUGUGUCCGGAUGGGUAGGAAGGAGCACAGCAGAUAAUCCACACCAGGGCGGUGAGAGAAGAGCACAGACACACGACACAACCUCAGGGAAGUAACAACAAUCUGACAACAAGAAACACUGGUUACAGAACAUAUAAAGGGAAGAUAAGUGGUUCCAGCUGGCGCAGACAAUCAGGCCGAGAUUGGGAACCACGCCCACACAAUCACGGGAGAAAGAGAGAGGGAGGCAGUGGAUUCAUGAACCGUGACACAGGCAGGUGAAUCAAAACUAGGACUGAAGGUUAUAACUGGUUCUCACAAACGAGCUAGGAAAAGGCUUAGUGGAGUAAAAACGAAGAAUACCUCACAAAGUCCCAAACAGAAGGAACUGAACUAAAUAAAGUGAUGAUGAGACCAGGAAUGUGCACCCCCAGUGACCCUCUCUUGGCCAGCCCAGGAGGGAGGUUAUCAGAGAGGCCAUUGGGUACCACUAAUGACGGCCUCUGGAGGAGCUCCAUGUCCAAGACGGCCAGCUUCCCAUCGUCUACCACGCGCCUCUUGAGUCACCGUGCCAACAACUUCCAGAGACCCCCGAAGUGUUGGAAGCUGAUCAGACCAUCCCCGCCCCCACCGCCCAACACCCCCUGCCCUCUGGAUCAGCUGGACCUCAGUGAGCUACCCCCCCGCCGCACCUUCCCAGAGCUGCUCUUCAAUGGCUGCGUCCUGUUUGGCAUAGAGUUCAGCUAUGCCAUGGAGACGGCCUAUGUCACCCCUGUCCUGCUACAGAUGGGUCUGCCAGACCAGUUCUACAGCCUGGUGUGGUUCACCAGUCCUAUAUUGGGAUUCCUUUUCCAGCCUCUCCUGGGAGCUUGGAGUGACCGCUGUACAUCCCGCUUUGGCCGGCGGAGACCGUUUAUUUUGGCCUUGGCUAUAGGAGCUCUGCUUGGUUUAACACUGGUGCUGAAUGGGCGGGACAUUGGAGCUGCGGUGGCAGACACGGCAACCAAUCACAAGUGGGGCAUCAUACUGACUAUUUGUGGAGUGGUUCUGAUGGACUUCAGUGCGGACUCGGCAGAUAACCCCAGCCAUGCCUACAUGAUGGAUGUGUGUCUGCCAGAGGACCAGGAUCGUGGCCUCAAUAUUCAUGCACUACUGGCAGGUCUGGGUGGUGGAUUCGGGUACAUCGUGGGUGGAAUUAACUGGGACCACACUGAUUUCGGGAGAUCAAUGGGAGGUCAACUUCGAGUCAUAUACAUGUUCACCAGUGUCACUUUGGUCAUUUCCACAUGCAUGACCCUCAACAGCAUCCCCGAGCGGCCCCUGCCAAAGACGCAGCUUCAGAAGGGCUCUCUGAAGAGCCCCAGCCUCCCUCUCCCCCCCUCUCCCCCAGACCUUCAGGGGGCAAGGCUGGGUUUGGAGGAGGAAAAGGAAGUGACUGGGCUCAAUAGCUAUCAGUUCUCUGAACCCCACCCCUCGAACCCUGAUGCCAAUGCACGCCUCUGUGCCAGCCUCACCAGCCCCUUCUCCCCCCUCAGCCCGCUCACUCCUAAAUAUGGCAGCUUUAUCAGUCGGGACAACUCUCUCACUGGCAUUAACGAGUUUGCCUCAUCCCUGGGAACCUCCUUUAUAGACAGUGUGCUCAUCGACUGCUACACUGGACAGCCAUCGCCACAGCCCCUUGACCCAGACACUGCAGCCCGACCCCUGCCUCCAGGGGACACCCUACCUCUCCAGGGAUCUCAGCCUGGAACAGGUUCACAGUCUGGAGCAGUAGCAGUGACCCUGGCUGGGGCAAGAUCCCGGGCUGAGGCAGGGGAGGCUCAGAUGGGGGGAGGGCCCCAUCGAGGUUCAUCCGCUAGUAUCUUGAAGCGCCCUCAGAGCCUUGCGCUAGUGGAGGAGCCCAUGGUGACCCAGAGUGGAGGGAUGGAAAAUGGCCGCAGAAGAACAGUGACCUUCAGUCAGCAGGUGGCAAAUAUUCUGCUGAAUGGGGUGCGCUAUGAGAGUGAUCUGAGUGAAAAUGUGGAGACAGCAGAUUCACAGAUGUCAAUGAGGAUGCUGUGUAUCGCCAUCUACAGGAUGCCUCCAUCACUGCGCAGCCUCUGCACUAACCAUUUUUUGGGUUGGCUGUCCUUUGAGGGCAUGCUGCUAUUCUACACUGACUUCAUGGGGGAGGUAGUGUUCAAGGGAGACCCCAGAGCACCCCAUGACUCUGAGGCCUACCAACGCUACAAUGCUGGGGUCAGCAUGGGCUGCUGGGGCAUGUGCAUCUAUGCAUUCAGUGCUGCCUUUUACUCAGCCAUGUUGGAGAAGCUGGAGGAACGUUUCUCCCUCCGCUCUCUCUAUUUCUUUGCCUACCUGGUGUUUGGCCUUGGCACAGGCCUUGCUACGCUCUCCACCAACAUUUAUGUGGUGCUGUCUCUCUCUAUCACCUACGGGGUGCUAUUCUCCACUCUAUGCACGCUACCUUACUCUCUGCUGUGUGAAUACUACCAGAGCCCGCAGUUCUGUGGAUCGUCAAAAGAAGGCACCAGGAGAGGAAUGGGGGUGGACAUCUCUCUGCUCAGCUGCCAGUACUUCCUGGCUCAGAUCAUAGUGUCCGUGUCGAUGGGACCUCUGACCUCACUGGUAGGCGGGGCCCAGGGAGUGAUGUACUUUUCCAGCGUGAUGUCAUUCGUGGGCUGUCUGUACUCCUCCCUCUGCGUGGUGUACCAUCUGCCCCCAACUGAGGGAAGAGAAGUUGAAACUGGGGUGUGAUUCGGCAUUCCAUCGGAAACUGAACAGAAAAGAAGAACAACAAAUCUGUUGUUUGGUGGCAAGAAAUAAUUCAAGAAAAUACAUGUGAACUAUGCUAUCGAUGAUGGAGCUGGGCAACAUUGAGGGAAGAAUUUUGGGUUCAUUUUUGCCAACAGCAAGUGCUUAUUUUCACCACUAGGGCACAUGCUUUAGUUAGUGUUUAGGCUUGUUUCACCACACUAUACCCAAACUGGCUCAUUGGAGUGAUCCUCUCACAUUUGGGAUAGUUAUCCAGUCUCCUCACACACCACACUUAUUCACUUAAUUUUGGACAGGCUAAAAUAGCUUGCUUGGCAUUGCUUGCCUUGGACAUCACAAUGUAAUUGACACGUUUUAAAUAAAUUGUCACAACUCAUGCUUGCGUGAGUCACCUAUAGCUGGUGAUGGCUCAGCGGAAUGGUGAUCACGGUCUCCCACUAAAGCCUCCCUAACAGACUGGACACACGCCAUGAUGAUGUCAUGUGUCUGACUGGUUUCUUGUGAGGACACAGGACCAGCAUGCUGUUACAACUUGCUUCAAUUCAACAAAAUAACAUUUCUAGUAUUUUACAAAAAAAACGUGUCUUCUGAUGCUUCUUUUUCAUCCAUAAUUCCAAUAUUAUGUUAAUGUAACAGCUACUUAACCUCAGGGUAGAGUUCAAUUAAAAUAACAAUUUUCACUUUU